Clarias gariepinus (North African catfish) is the source of this 2167-nucleotide messenger RNA. It is a transcript of the gene utp6, whose product is annotated as UTP6 small subunit processome component. The transcript has 19 exons. Bases 46 to 1830 code for a protein of 594 amino acids. Gene Ontology annotation, biological process: maturation of SSU-rRNA from tricistronic rRNA transcript (SSU-rRNA, 5.8S rRNA, LSU-rRNA). Gene Ontology annotation, molecular function: snoRNA binding; protein binding. NCBI's taxonomy places the organism in Eukaryota, Metazoa, Chordata, Actinopteri, Siluriformes, Clariidae. Gene Ontology annotation, cellular component: Pwp2p-containing subcomplex of 90S preribosome; small-subunit processome. The record is from RefSeq and is a predicted model, not a curated record.
AGAGAGUGAGGGAGAGAGAGAGAGUGUGAGGGAGAGAGAGACAGGAUGGCGGAUUUGGUGCAGCAGAGGGUUGAGGAGCGGAUCCCCGCACUGGAGCAGCUGGAGAGAGUUGGACUGUUCACCAGGAGAGAAGUGAAGUUGAUGCUGAAGAGAUCGACAGCUCUGGAAUAUAAACUCCACAGAUCUGUACAGAGUAAAGAUGAUUAUAUUAACUACAUCCAGUACGAGGUGAACGUGCUGGAACUUAUCAAGAAGAGAAGAGCCAGAAUCGGUUAUCAGUUUAAGAGGGAGGAGAUCGAGUUCCCCAUCAUCCAGAGAAUCAACAGCGUCUUUAGAAGAGCCACGUCCAAGUGGCAGGAGGACGUCCAGCUCUGGCUCUCUCAGGUCGCCUUCUGUAAGAAAUGGGGGACGAAGGGACAACUCAGCAAGGUCUUCUCCUCCAUGCUGGCCAUCCACCCCGACAAACCCAAUUUAUGGAUCAUGGCGGCCAAGUGUGAGAUGGAGGACAGGGACUCGUCAGAAAGCGCUCGCCACCUGUUUCUCAGAGCGCUCCGCUUCCAUCCGGAGAGCAAGAAGGUUUACCAGGAGUAUUUCCGGAUGGAGCUGAUGCAUGCCGAGAGACUGCGCAAACAACAGGAGGAACUGGAACGAGCCAAAAUCGACAUCGGUGAGUACGAGUUUUCUCCGGAGAUCCUGAGCGGCAAGUUGGCCGAAGUCAUCUACCAGGACGCCACGCAGAAAAUUAAAGGGGCGGAGUUUCUGCUGUCUCUGCUCCAGAUCGCCGCCCUUUUCGACUUCACCAGGGAGCUGCAGGACUCCAUCCUCCGCGAUCUGCAGACUCAGCACACGGACGACUCGGUGACCUGGGACUUCAUGGCGAGACGGGAGCUGGAGGCGGGCGUGGCCCCGGAGCUGCCCUCGGCCCAGAAUCGGGCCGCCGACAUCGCGAGCAGAGAGGAGCGCUGCAGCGCCGUGUACGAGGAGGGGCUCAAGAACCUCAACACGGAAACCAUGUGGGCGUGUUACGUGACGUUCUGCAUGGAGAGGUUUAAGAGGAAGACCAACGUCUCAGAGCUGAAGGAGAAGAGACGAGAGCGGCUGCUCGGGGUCCUACAGAGAGCCCACGAUGCCUCACUGCUGCAGGAGACGUUCUACAGGACCUGGCUGGAGGUCUUGAUUUCCUCCAAUCAAUCAGACGCAGCCGUUCAGGUCGCCAUAGCGGCCGCUAAACGCUUCAGCCAAUCGGUGGAGACGUGGACGCUUUGCUUGCAGACACUAAUUCGUUUAGACAGAGAGGAGGCGGGGCCUCUGUUCCAGGAAGCGCUGAAGCUCGUGAAUCCAAAGGACAGUGUGUCCCUGUGGACGCUCCAGGUCGAGUGGAGCGCCGCGUCGCAGCCGCCGGACCAGACAGACGCUCUGUUUCAGAGAGCGCUGUUAUCUCCGGUCCCUCAGGUUUCCACAGUGCUGAAGGAGCUGUACCUGCAGUGGGCCUACAGAACCGGGGGAUAUAAAAAGGCCAGGAAACUUUUCACCAGCCUGCAUGAACACAGACCGUUCUCCAGAACAUUCUUCACCACCAUGGUCCAGAUCGAGAAAGAACAAGAGAAGCCGAAGAUGAGUCACCUGAGAGAUUACUUUGAGCGAGCACUGCGCGAGUUCGGCUCCUCAGACGACGAUCUGUGGAUGGAUUACAUCAAAGAGGAGCUGGGUGUCCAUGGCAACCCUGAGAACUGUGGGAAACUCCACUGGAGGGCCAUGAAGAGUCUGACUGGGGAGAGUGUGGAGCGCUUCACCACGCAGUACACACUGCUGCAGACCGGCCACAUCUAGACCACACACACGUGCGCUAUGACCCUCCACCUGCUGUCACACACCUUCCUCAGUCCAAUCGCGUCCACGUUGUCCCUCUACACCACAACUUCAGACUUUAUAAUUUUAUAAAGCGGUUUAUCUAACGAACGUGACCUUUAGUAACCUUUACUACACACUUCAACCUGAAGCUGUAAAGCUCACACUCGGUGUGUAACGAGGGCCGUGUGUUCAGUGUUUUUGUUCUUUCACAUCUUUUCUUCUUCUUUUUUUUUUUUUUUUGUAAUUUUUUUGUUAGUUUUGUUAAUUUCUCACGCAGAUGUUUCAGAAAUAAACGCGCUGUCGAGGUUGUGGUGAA